Molecule: messenger RNA, 1135 nt
Organism: Astrephomene gubernaculifera
Lineage: Eukaryota; Viridiplantae; Chlorophyta; Chlorophyceae; Chlamydomonadales; Astrephomenaceae
Source: the annotation of a GenBank genome assembly
CGAAUACGUGAAUUGCAUUUACUUCCAUUUAACACCCAGAAGUCUUACUUAGCUGAUCAAUUAUGAUCUACGCAGGACGAUAUUCAUGCGACUAUACACCGCCGCUCUAAUGCAUUCCAGUAGACUAAUAAUAGAAGCACUUCGAUGCUUUUAUUAAGCAACGUUUGCUAGGACUAUCCUACCGUUAGACACCUAGGUUUGGACACGCUUGCGGGCAGCCUAGCUAGCUUCGGAGCUUAUCGAAUUAGCAUUAGCAAUUCGCAGAGGAGAAAACUAUGCGCACAUGGUGACUGUGACAGCGCUUGAGUUUAUGUACCCGCACCGCUUAUUGAGCUCUAGGACUCGGUCCGGCUAACAAGGCUGAAAUGAAGUUAUUAUUUUCAUAGAAACGUAGUACUCCUGUUUGGACUUCCAAAAGUCAAUACGACUUUCCCGCAAUGGAUCUGUUUGGGAUUGGAAUAGCAGCCCUCAGCUUCCUCGCGUGCUUCUGCGUGGGCUGGUGGUUUCUUAAUAGAAGCCUUUAUAACCAUCUUGAGGAGAGAGACUACCAGGUCCAGGCGUUAUGGUCAAUCGUGUUCGCCCUGUCAUGCAAUUUCAUCAUCCUCGUCCUUUUCGAGAUAGUGGACGUCAUGGACCCCGGGCUGCUUCAGGCCUGCUGGCACCUGAACGUGUGGGGCAUGCUGGUGCUGCUGCUGGGGGUGCUGCCGUACUGCCACAGCCACCGCCUGCUGGCCAGCGCAGGCAGUCUCCGCCCGGGUCAGGUGUCCGCGGGCGCCUGCCUGUGCUGGCUGCUCUUCCUGUACGGCUUCUGGCAGCUGGGCGGCAGGCUCCCGGGAGUCGUGCCCCCCCUCACCCCCGGGGGGGGAGCAGGGGGAGGGGGAGGUGGUUGGGUUACCAUGCGGCAGGCCAUCAGCCGGGUGGGGGUGAUGGGCACCUGGAUGAUCGCCGUACUGUCGGGGUAUGCGGCGGUUAGCUUUCCGUACUCGUACUUAUCGUUGUUCGUACGGCCGGUGGAGGUGUUUGAGAUCGUGGCGAUGGAGGAGCAGUGUCGCCAGGCCCAGUCUCAGUGCGACGAGAAGCGGCACCGCAUCCAACUAGCGCGGCAGGAGCUCAGCCGCAUGGGGGGAGGAGGAGG